AUGCAUCUCACCACAACCCUCCCCCUCCUCUCCCUCAUCCCCCUCGCCCUGGCCGUCAGCCGCGACUGCACCCGGCCGAGUUACAGCGGGAGCAGCACAUGGACCUGCCGCUGGUACGGCGGCGAAGCAGGCGAGGGCCAGAACUGCGGCUACAGCAGCUACGAGCUUGAGUUUGAGGAGCAGGUCGACGGGCAGUUAUACGUGGACAACAACCGGGGCGAGUCGGUGUCGGAUAUGGCUCGCCAGGGUGCUAUCACUCAGGACUGCGCUGAUGCGGCGCCGGUCGACCGCUGUGCGGGGGACUCGUAUAUCCGGCUUUGGUGCGAUGUCGGCCGCUAG
Messenger RNA from Aspergillus mulundensis, 339 nucleotides. RefSeq lists its product as uncharacterized. The record is from RefSeq and is a predicted model, not a curated record. Bases 1 to 339 code for a protein of 112 amino acids. The transcript has a single exon. Lineage: Eukaryota; Fungi; Ascomycota; Eurotiomycetes; Eurotiales; Aspergillaceae.